Molecule: messenger RNA, 906 nt
Organism: Entamoeba dispar SAW760
Lineage: Eukaryota; Evosea; Mastigamoebida; Endamoebidae
Product: phosphatidylinositol-specific phospholipase C X domain-containing protein, putative
Exons: 1
Coding region: 1-906 (301 amino acids)
Biological process (GO): lipid metabolic process
Molecular function (GO): phosphoric diester hydrolase activity
Source: RefSeq, a predicted model, not a curated record
AUGAAUACUUCUGAUUGGAUGAAAUGCAAUUCUACAAUCCAGUUAAAACCAAUUACUAAGAUUGGAAUGGUUGGAAGCCAUGAUAGUGGAACAUCUACUAUUUUACCACAAUAUGGAAUUACUCCUUUUACAAUAUUUCCCAAGAAACAUCGUUCAUUCAUGAAACGAUGGUCAAAAACUCAACAACUUGGAAUUAAAGAUCAGUGCAUUGCUGGAAUUAGAUACUUUGAUUUCAGAGUUGUUUAUAAUCACAAACUGAAGAACUUUUAUUUACUCCAUGGUUUAUAUUGUCAAUUACUUGAAACAGCCCUUCAGGAUAUUACUUUUUUUCUCACAGAACAUGAUGGUGAAGUUAUUAUCAUAGACAUUAAUCAUUUAUAUCAAAUUAAGUCUUUGAAUAAUUUUCAGUCCCUUUGUCUAUUGAUAGAAAAAUGUUGUUCUAAACAUCUUGUACUUAAUGACUAUAACAAAUUCAUUAUCCCUUUGUCACAACUCGUUCAUAUCAAACAACGUUUGUUUGUGUUCUGCUUAAAUCCUUUUAGACAAAAACUUCCUCUUUAUCUCUUUCCACAAGAUCAGAUUGAUUCAAUUUGGCCAAACAAGAAUGAAACACAAAGAAUGUUAAACAAACUUGAUUAUAACUCUAAGCUUUAUCAAAAUAACCCAAAACUAACAAUAAUUCAAGCGGUUGUUACUCCAUCUAUAAAAAGUAUCAGAAAGAGUUAUUAUACAAAGAAGUAUCCAAACUCAACUAUUAAAAUUGCUGAAAAAACAAAUCCAUUAGUACUUAAAUGGCUUCAGACAUCAUCAACAUUUGUAAACAUACUUCUUAUUGACAAUGUUAAAAUGAAUGACGAAAUCAUUCAUUUUAUGAUUACAAGGAAUAAUUUCAUUGAAAAAUAUUAA